GCGAUUCCUCCGCCCAUAUCCGCCUCCACCCCAACUCCGGUCCCCUGCGCCCCAGGUCCCCAAUGGCAGCAGCCGCCUGCCCCGCCUUCCUUCCAUACUUCCCGCUUCUGCUACUGCUGUCCUGCUGGUCCGGGUCAGGGCGGGCCGACACACACUGUCUUUGCUAUGACUUCACCAUCACUCCUAACUUCAGACCUGAACCACGAUGGUGUGAAGUUCAAGGCCUGGUGGAUGAAAGGCCUUUUCUUCACUAUGACUGUGUUAACCACAAGGCCAAAGCCUUUGUUUCUCUGGGGAAGAAAGUCAAUGUCACAAAAACCUGGGAAAAACAAACUGAAACACUAGGAGACGUGGUGGAUUUCCUCAAUGGGCAACUGCCUGACAUUCAAGUGGAGAAUUUAAUACACAUUGAGCCCCUCAUUCUGCAGGCCCAGAUGUCUUGUGACAAUGAAGCCUAUGGACACAACAGAGGAUCUUGGCAGUUCCUCUUCAAUAGACAGACUUUCUUCCUGUUUGACUCAAACAACAGAAAGUGGGCAGUGCUUCAUCCUGGAGCCAAGAAGAUGAACGAUAAGUGGGAGAAGAACACGGAGGUGACCAUGUUCUUCCACAAGAUUUCAAUGGGGGAUUGUAAGAUGUGGCUUGAAGAAGUUUUGAUAUACUGGGAAAAAAUGCUGGAUCCAACAAAGCCACACUCUCGGGCCCCAGGAACAACCCAACCCAAAACCAUGGCCACCACCUUCAGUGCCUGGAGCCUCCUCCUCAUCAUCCUCUGCUUUAUCCUCCCUGGCAUCUGA
Molecule: messenger RNA, 797 nt
Organism: Piliocolobus tephrosceles (Ugandan red Colobus)
Lineage: Eukaryota; Metazoa; Chordata; Mammalia; Primates; Cercopithecidae
Product: UL16-binding protein 1-like
Exons: 4
Coding region: 63-797 (244 amino acids)
Biological process (GO): antigen processing and presentation of endogenous peptide antigen via MHC class I via ER pathway, TAP-independent; immune response; antigen processing and presentation of endogenous peptide antigen via MHC class Ib
Cellular component (GO): external side of plasma membrane
Source: RefSeq, a predicted model, not a curated record